CAGAUGGUUCUUUCUCUUACACUGUCUCAUUCCUUCUGUUAAUCUAUGGAAAUUUAUUCAGACUUUUGGGUGUUAAUAAUCUGCACUCUGUUUUUUCUUGUCUUCAUCAAAUACAAGAAGGGAAAAUCUAAAAAAGGAAAUGCAAAGUUCCCUCCAGGUAGAAGAGGCUGGCCAAUUAUUGGUGACAGCUUUAACUGGUACAAUGCUGUUGCCAGUUCUCAUCCCCCUUGUUUUGUUGAAAAACAAGUUCAAAAGUAUGGGAAAAUAUUCUCAUGUAGUUUACAUGGUAAAUGGGCUGUAGUAUCAGUAGACCCUGCUUUUAACAGAUUUGUAAUGCAAAAUGAAGGGAAGCUAUUUAAAUCAAGUUAUCCAAAAUCAUUCAGAGAUUUAGUUGGGAAAAAUGGGGUGAUCACAGCACAAGGAGAACAGCAAAGAAAACUUCACUCUAUCGCCUCUAAUAUGAUGAGACUGGACAAGCUUAAGUUCCAUUUCUUGCAGGAUAUACAAAGGGUUAUUCAACAAACCUUGAAUAAUUUUCAAGAUAAUGAGGUUAUUCUUCUCCGAGAUGUUUGCAGAAAGCUGGCCAUUAAUUUGAUGGUUAAUCAACUGCUGGGAGUGUCAAAUGAAUCAGAGGUGAAUGAGAUGGCUCAAUUAUUCUCUGAUUUUGUGGAUGGAUGCCUUUCCGUUCCAAUCAAUAUGCCUGGUUUUGCUUACCAUACUGCUAUGCAGGCAAGAGAGAAUAUUAUAAUGAAGAUAAACAAGAUUAUUGAGAAACACAGGAGGGAACCAUCAGCUGGAAAUGGGAAUGGUGUGAUAUAUAGACUGCUAGAGGAAGAAAGCUUACCAGAUAAUGCAGUUGCUGAUUUCAUUAUAAACCUCUUGUUUGCUGGAAAUGAGACCACAGCUAAGACAAUGGCAUUUGCUGUUUACUUCCUUACUCAAUGUCCUAAGGCCAUGAAACAAUUACAGGAUGAGCAAGAGAGCAUAACAAGAAGUCAGAAGGGUAGCUUUGAUACUGAGGAGGAGAUGCUCACUUGGCAAGAUUACAAAUCCAUGCCUUUUACUCAAUGUGUAACAGAUGAAACACUUCGGGUUGGAGGUAUUGCAAUAUGGUUGAUGCGAGAAGCCACCAACGAUGUUGUAUAUGAAGAUUAUGUUAUCCCAAAAGGCUGUUUUGUGGUACCAUUUCUCUCAGCAGUGCAUCUAAAUGAAAACAUCUAUGAUGAUCCUAGAAUUUUCAACCCUUGGAGAUGGAUGGAUCCUGAAAACCAGGAAAAGAGAAAUUGGAGAAAUAGCCCAUUUUUCGCCCCAUUUGGAGGAGGAGGACGCUUUUGUCCUGGUGCAGAAUUGGCCCGCCUUCAAAUCGCACUAUUUCUUCAUUACUUUGUCACUACUUACAGGUGGAAGCAACUGAAAGAAGAUCGGAUGUCUUUCUUUCCAUCUGCUCGUUUGGUCAAUGGCCUCCAGAUACAAUUAACCAGAAAUUAAGCCCCAGACAAUGCAUUUAUUGGAUGUUUGUCAAACUAAUCCAAUUUCAUUAAUCUUGUACUCUACUUAUUUCUUUGUUCAUUUUCAUGUUAUAAUAAAAAUCGAAUUUAAAUGUC
Molecule: messenger RNA, 1604 nt
Organism: Nicotiana tabacum (common tobacco)
Lineage: Eukaryota; Viridiplantae; Streptophyta; Magnoliopsida; Solanales; Solanaceae
Product: abietadienol/abietadienal oxidase
Biological process (GO): multicellular organism development; sterol metabolic process; brassinosteroid homeostasis
Molecular function (GO): heme binding; iron ion binding; oxidoreductase activity, acting on paired donors, with incorporation or reduction of molecular oxygen
Source: RefSeq, a predicted model, not a curated record